This is a messenger RNA of Chanos chanos (milkfish), 438 nucleotides long. It is a transcript of the gene litafd, whose product is annotated as LITAF domain containing. Gene Ontology annotation, molecular function: zinc ion binding. The coding region runs from base 1 to 438 and encodes 145 amino acids. Gene Ontology annotation, cellular component: nucleus; cytoplasmic side of lysosomal membrane; cytoplasmic side of late endosome membrane. The transcript has 4 exons. Lineage: Eukaryota; Metazoa; Chordata; Actinopteri; Gonorynchiformes; Chanidae. The record is from RefSeq and is a predicted model, not a curated record.
AUGAGCGCUGACGGUACAGGAACUCCUCCUCCCUAUGCACUCCCAGAUGAGGGCAAAGUUGACGCUGUCAAGCCUUACCACGUGCACACUCCUUUUACCCCCCCUGCCUCCGCUGUCGAUGGCAACAUCUCCCAAACCCAGGCAAAACAAGCCCACUCCCAAAGCAGUGUUCAGACAAACAAGUUUGUCAGCUAUGAGACAGAACUGGGUCGUAACCCUGGCAUGACCACAUGUGUAACCUGCCAGCAGCAGGUCUUGACCAACGUCCAGUACAAAGUGGGCGCCUACGCUUGGCUCAUGUGCAUCCUCUUCAUCCUGUGCGGGCUGGUGAUUGGCUGCUGUCUCAUCCCAUUCUUUGUCAAAUUCUUCAAGGACGUUUACCACACAUGCCCCAGGUGCAACCAGGUGCUCCACGUGGAGAAGAAAAGUUGUUGUUGA